GGAGCACUCAGACUGAGACGAUUGCAUUCUUGCCAGUCGCUUCCAGACAGUGCAAUUUGUGCCUGAGGAAGGUCUGUGUCAAGGACCGAUUAUUUUGUAAAGUAGAAGCUACUGAGGGAUAAAACCAUGUCUUGAUCGGAGGAUGCGGACUGCACCUUUUUAGCACGUACCAUGCACUUCCAUCGCUCUCAGCCUCCUUAGAGUCGUGUCAAUUACAGUUGCCACUGGAGGCUUCUGUUGUUUACAUCCGUGAAAUAAAACGUUGACGAUUUGCAUGCGAACGUUUAACCUUUCUCUAAACGGAAGAUUGCUAUUUUUUUGUGUGGUCUUUUGCAAUUUGUUCAUUGGAGCGAGCCAUACUGAUUUUGCUUGCUUGGACCUACUCCUUGGCAGAGUGCAAUGGUGGUGACGGCCUAUCUUUCUUCCAGAAGAUUGUCGCGAGCCACCUCUUUCCGAGGAGAAUUGGUGAUUUAAUUUUUAAUAAUUUCCUUUAAAAAAAUAGACUUUGGAUACAAUGUUUCUGGACAUCGUCUUCAUAAUGCGUGUCGGGAGGUGCAGCUGUGAAAUAUGCAAGAAUGGAUUAGGCUAUUUGCUGAGCUAUUUGCUCUAAACGACAUCGCUUAAAAUGAAGAAUCUCAAGAAAAGAAAUAAAACGAUGACCUCAUCGCAUUCGAUGGAUUUCAGAUGUAUUUUAGUAUCUUUCUGUGCGUAAAACGAAAAUGUUUUUUGAAUUUUCACCGACUGAAGUGCAGACAACACAAAUGUUUUCUUCUGUUGUCUACCUAUGCACCUAUAGCAGAAUAUUUGUCACCAACUGCAAAUUCAACGGGGUGUAUUUGUUUUUGCCUGUGGUGUAAACAGUACUGGAAUCAAUGAGAUUACGGUUCACUUAAUGUUGGAUUAUCACGUCUCGUCAAUAGAGUGGCCGCAUAGAUGGCGAACACAAGUGAUCUGGGGGAAAGCAACCCAUCGCUUCAGAAUUAUGCUAUCACUGCCUCUGCGGUGAAGCUAGCCUCCCUAGGACUCAUCAUUUGCACCAGUUUGAUGGGGAACGUAUCGUUAUCCCUCCUGGUGCUGAAAGACAGCACCUUACACAAGGCUCCGUAUUAUUUUCUUCUCGACCUGUGCUUGGCCGACAUCAUUCGGACGACUGUUUGCUUCCCCUUCGUGAUGAUAUCCAUAAGCAGUGGUUCCAUCUGGGCAUACAGUCUAAUAAUCUGCAAGAUCAUCGCGUUCAUGGCAGUUCUAUUCUGUUUCCACAUAGCAUUUAUGCUCUUCUGCGUCAGCGUUACAAGAUACAUGGCAAUCGCUCACCACAGAUUUUACUCCAAACGGAUGACGCUGUGGACAUGUGUAGCUAUUAUCUGCAUGGUGUGGACCCUCUCCAUCGCAAUGGCAUUCCCUCCAGUGUUUGAUGUGGGUACAUAUAAAUUCAUUCGAGAGGAAGAACAGUGCAUUUUCGAGCACCGAUAUGUGAAAGCAAACGAUACCUUGGGUUUUAUGUUGAUGCUGGCCGUCAUAGUAGGCACAACGCACGUCGUUUAUAUAAAAAUGCUGUGUUUUGUCUACGAUCAUCGUAAGAUGAAACCCGCGCAGCUGAUCCCGGCCAUCAGCCAAAACUGGACAUUUCAUGGCCCAGGUGCGACAGGCCAAGCGGCUGCCAACUGGAUUGCAGGCUUUGGACGAGGUCCCACACCACCGACACUGGUGGGCAUCCGACAAGCGUCGCACAACGCAAAUCGAAGGCUGUUAGUUUUAGACGAAUUUAAGAUGGAGAAGCGGAUAGGGAAGAUGUACUACAUGAUAACGCUUGCGUUUCUCGUCCUCUGGUCACCUUACAUCAUUACGUGCUACCUUCGAGUGUUUGUCAAAGGCAGCACCAUUCCACAGGUCUACCUAACUGCGGCCGUUUGGCUGACAUUUGCCCAAGCGGGAGCCAAUCCAAUUAUCUGUUUCAUUUUCAACAAAGAACUGAGGAUGCGUCUUAGAGCCUGCUUUCCUUGUUGUGUGGGCACUCAGACACCCAUGGAGCCAUAUUGUGUCAUCUGAGAAACCACGUUGAUAUAAUAUGGGUCUGAAC
Messenger RNA from Alosa sapidissima (American shad), 2080 nucleotides. It is a transcript of the gene gpr27, whose product is annotated as G protein-coupled receptor 27. Gene Ontology annotation, cellular component: plasma membrane. Bases 934 to 2049 code for a protein of 371 amino acids. The transcript has a single exon. The record is from RefSeq and is a predicted model, not a curated record. Lineage: Eukaryota; Metazoa; Chordata; Actinopteri; Clupeiformes; Clupeidae. Gene Ontology annotation, molecular function: G protein-coupled receptor activity. Gene Ontology annotation, biological process: G protein-coupled receptor signaling pathway.